Messenger RNA from Carcharodon carcharias (great white shark), 2240 nucleotides. It is a transcript of the gene supt7l, whose product is annotated as SPT7 like, STAGA complex subunit gamma. Lineage: Eukaryota; Metazoa; Chordata; Chondrichthyes; Lamniformes; Lamnidae. Gene Ontology annotation, cellular component: SAGA complex. Gene Ontology annotation, molecular function: transcription coactivator activity; protein heterodimerization activity. The record is from RefSeq and is a predicted model, not a curated record. Bases 425 to 1672 code for a protein of 415 amino acids. The transcript has 5 exons.
GCAACUUGCAGGCGGGAGUGAGAUGCCGGGGGGAGGAGGAUCAGAGUGAGACCCGUCUCCAGGAGAGAGAGAGAGAGAGUCAUCCCGUGCGAUUGGACAUCUGGGUGCUGUGUGAAAUAAAGUAGCUCAGAUUUCACCAGAAAUAUUGCAGCCAGUUUGAAGGAGCCUGAAGGCAGCUGGCAAUACAGAAGAAUGAUCCUUUACUCUUGCUUUUUGUGCUUCUGUGAAAAAGACUUGUCAGUUUGUUGACUAAUUGCUUUUCACUGGUCCUGGAAAAUCACAACGGGCACACGUCCAAAGCAAAUCUCUGUAGUGAGCCCAACACACUGCAGCUUUGACUCUGCUUUCUUUAAAUUCGCAUAUCUCUUGGGUUUUCUCAGUACAAAUCUCCAUUUGGCCCGAAGUGGUAGUGGGGGGAGUGAAGAUGAUAAAGUACUGGGGUGAGAUCCCGGUGUCCUCCGCUCAGCCCAGCCGGAGCUCUUUUGACCUGCUACAGCGGGAGUUCCGAACGGUGGAAAUCCAGGACCCUCCAUUGCACCAACCCUCAGCCGACAGGCCCCGGCCGGCGACCAUGCUGGAUGUGCCGUCCGAACCCUGCGGCCUUACCGUCCACACCAUCCAGCUGUUGCAGUACAACCGGCGGCUGCGGAGCCUCGUUGCCGCUGCUCAGGCACAGGGCCAGCCACAGAUGGAAGGAGUGAAGGCCGAGGAGGCUGAGGUCUUGCCGCCAGUACCCAACUCACCGCCCAUCCCGGAGGAGCUACUGCCUCUGGACAGUAAAAGCCCGAAGCUGCCUUUCCAGUUGAGGCACAGUGACCCGGAGAGCGACUUCUACAGGGGAAAAGGUGAACCUGUGACGGAACUUAGUUGGACAUCAUGUCGGCAGCUCCUCUACCAGUCAGUUGCCACAGUCCUAGCACACGCAGGCUUUGAGUCUGCCCAUGAGGGCGUUCUGGAAACGCUGACAGAUGUCGCCAGUGAUUACUAUUUCAAAUUCACACGGCUCCUGCGCUUUGCCACGGAUCGAGAAGCACGGGUCGGGCAGUCCCCAUUCCAGGACGUGAUGGAACAGGUAUUCCAUGAGGUGGGAAUCGGCAGCGUGCUCUCCUUGCAGAGGUUCUGGCAACAUCGCAUCAAGGACUAUCACAGCUACACUCUCCAGGUGAGCAAGCAGCUGGCUGAAGAGUAUGAAAAACUGGUUAGUCCCGAAAAAAUCUCAACUGAGGACACUAAACCAUUGAAGAUAAAGGAUGAACCCAUCAGUGACAUUGCUUUCCCUGUUAAUGAAGAGAACGAAUCUGAUCUGUCUGCAGGGGAACAAGCCUUGCAGCUUGGGGUUCUGGCGCAGGCUCAUGAACGUUUUGCUGCUGCACUGGAGGUUGAUGCAUCCCCUCAAACAUCAGGCCCUGAGGUAAGCAGCUCUCCACUAUGGAACCUAACUCAAGUUAAAAUGGAGCCUCAGGAGAAUGAAGAAGGCAGCGGACCUUCUCAUGGCGUUUUGGGCAAUGAUGUCUUUGAAGAGCCAAUGUCUGCCAUGAGUGACUCUGGCAUCCCGCAAACCCCUAACACUGCUGGCUCCGAAGGCAGCUAUAUAUCCCACUCGCCCGACAGCCUGAUAGCCUCUUCUCCUGUUUUCAAUCAGCGACCGAAGAAAAAGAUGAGGAAAAUGUGACUAUUCAUUGGGUAUUCACAAGUCUAUUUUUUUUCUUUAUCUUUCAGAUGCUUAUUUGAAAUAGUUCUUUUCCAUAAUAAUGAAUGCUAACUUGAAAUAUUUUUUCAUCAAAAGUGAAACCCAAUUCAGAAUUAUUGUCUGUUUGACUAUUGAGUUUAAUGUCAAAGGACAGGAACAAAACAACAACGAAAAAUGCUUCAGCCAGUCUGAAGUUCCUUCAGGAUAAUUGUAUUUGUGCAGAAGAGGAAGACUGGGAGGAAGAAUCUAGACUUUAAGGGACUGCGUAGCUGUAUGGAUACAAUCCUAUUUUUCCACCUAUGGGAUUUGAAUUUCAAUUCAGCUCAGAAUGAUGGUGAGUUCUUAGUAAAAAGGAAUGACUUGUGUUUGUAUACAAUGUUAUCACAUCACAGAGAAAUUGUUCAUCUAUUGUAUUGCUUGUUAUGUAACCAACGUGACAGCCAUUUUGGGCACAAUUGGCAAUCAGAUGUCCCUAAUCUGUCUGAAUGAAAUGAAUGAAAUCAGCAUGUCACCUAAGUGAAAAGGGAUUCAUAAACACAAAACUUCGCAA